This is a messenger RNA of Bathycoccus prasinos, 543 nucleotides long. RefSeq lists its product with no specific name. The transcript has a single exon. NCBI's taxonomy places the organism in Eukaryota, Viridiplantae, Chlorophyta, Mamiellophyceae, Mamiellales, Bathycoccaceae. Bases 1 to 543 code for a protein of 180 amino acids. The record is from RefSeq and is a predicted model, not a curated record.
AUGAUGAAAAUGAUGACGACGACGAGAGGAAGAAGAGGAAAAGGAAUGUUGAAAUCAUCAUCAUCAGAAGAGUCGUCGAAAGUUGCGAUUGAAGACGACGACGACGACGACGACGACGACUUUUUACAGUUUCUGGAAGACUCCAUGGAAGUCGCGGCUGGGGAGAAAAGAGAUGACGAUUGGAUCGGCGAACCAGGCUCGGCCAUGCGAGGCGAAGAGUUGAGGAAGUUAGUGUUGAAACGAUACGGAAAGUUGUACGACACGAGAAUUUGUCAGAGACGAGAUUCGAUGAAUAAGUUGCAGUUGUUUUUACAAAUAAUGUGGAAGUUUGUCGGACAGAAGAGUUUUCCGAUGACGGAGGCGGAAUACAUCGAACAAACCGACGCGGUGGCGGAAAUAUUGACCAUGAAGAAUAGGCAGGAUUUAGUACGCGCGAACUUACCGAUUUGGCCAAAAUGGCCGAAGAUGGAUACCACGGGAGCAAACGCGGUCAUGAUUCCUUUGGACAUCGACGAAGAGGAUCUAACCAUUGACGGCGAAUAA